AUGUCUCUCCCUCCUCUUCCUCCUUGUUUUAAAUUCCUCUCUCUCUCUCCCGUCUCUCCCAUCUCUCUCUGUGUUUCUUUGUCUGGUCUGUCUUCGAUAUCAUACUCCAAUUGCGAUUUCAACGUCUGUGUUUGGCUGUUCGUUCAUCCUCUGACCGAUUCCUUCUGCAGCUCAGCUCAGACUUUGAUUUCGUAUCAGCAAGUUCACAGCCUGAGUUUCGUCAUGCCAUCUGAGAUAAUGGACCUCAAUAGUUUGUCCUCCUCGUCAUUGUUCUCCGAGGAUGUAUCUUUUCCAAACGAGAGGCAGGUUGGGUUUUGGAAGUCAGAUAAUACGCCCGAUAAUCAUGCCAGUAAGAAGUCACUUGCGUCAUCAUCUCUAGAGAAGUGUCAGACAGUGAAGUCUUUGGACCAUCCCGAAUUUUUCUUAAUGCAAGACCAGAAAGUGCAUCCCAGCUUCAAUAGACAAGCAGUGGGAGCAGAGAGAGCCUUAAGUCAUUCCUUGAGUUUAUCGAGAACCAUGAGCCAUGAUGUAGCGGCAAGAUCAAAUGUAAAUGUUGAGACAGCAUCUUAUAUUGGAGAAGUUGGUAAAGUCAAUAUGAUGGGAGCUCAGUAUGAGAGUAGCCUCUUCUCAAGUUCAUUGUCAGAGCUAUUUAGUAGGAAGUAUGAAGCUUUUGAAUCCCUUGAAGAAAUUGAGGCCCAAACCAUCGGAAACCUCCUCCCUAAUGACGAUGAAUUACUUUCAGGAGUUACUGAUGGGCUCGACUAUAAUGUCCAAAUCAGUUCUGGGGAUGAUAUGGAGGAGUUGGACCUUUUUAGCAGUGUUGGAGGGAUGGAUUUGGGAGAUGACGGUUUGUCAGCUGCUCUAAAGGAUUCUGAGUCUCCUGGAGGAGUUUCUAAUGGUUCAAUAGUUGGAGAACACCCUUAUGGUGAACACCCUUCUCGGACAUUGUUUGUGAGAAAUAUAAACAGUAACAUUGAAGAUUCUGAGUUGAGAACCCUGUUUGAGCAAUAUGGAGAUAUCCGCACUCUUUACACAGCCUGCAAGCAUCGUGGUUUUGUUAUGAUAUCCUAUUAUGACAUUAGAGCAGCCCGGAAUGCAAUGAAAGCAUUGCAGAACAGACCAUUGAGGCGCCGGAAGCUCGACAUACAUUACUCGAUUCCAAAGGACAACCCUUCUGAGAAGGAUGUUAAUCAGGGAACUCUGGUGGUUUUCAACCUGGAUUCUUCUGUUUCAAAUGAUGAAUUACGCCAGGUUUUUGGUGUCUACGGAGAAGUCAAAGAGAUCCGUGAAACCCCAAACAGAAGUCAUCACAAAUUUAUUGAAUUUUAUGAUGUUAGAGCUGCAGACGCUGCUCUUAAUGCGUUAAACAGGAGUGAUAUUGCUGGGAAGCAAAUUAAGCUUGAGCCAAGCCGUCCUGGAGGUUCAAGACGAAGCUUGGGGGUACAGUUAUCUCCAGAGUUGUUAGAGAAAGAUGAAUGCGGCCUUUAUUUGCAGCAGAGCAGCCCUCCUAACUGUGUCACCGGUUUUUCUGGCCCAGUUCCGCAUGGACCAGUUACAUCCAGUUGCACAGAUAAUGGAACUAUCAUGGCUGUACACUCUGCAGUACAAGCUGCAUCCCUUGAAAACAUGUUCCACCAUGGGAUCUCUUCUAGUGUUCCUAACAGCUUAUCUUCUGUGAUGAGAGCUGAAUCAGUUGGCAAUCUGUCUGGCCCUACUGAGUCCACUCAUUCACCAGGCUCGCUGAAAUUUGACAUCCAUGGCACACCAGCCUUUCAUCCUCAUUCACUUCCGGAGUAUCAGGAUGGUUUAACUAAUGCUGUCAACUGCAGUUCACCGGGCACUGUAUCUGCAAGUAUCAAUGCCAGACCACAAGAAAGAAUUGAUAACAGGCACUUAACCAGAGUAAGCUCAAAUGGGCUUUCAAUUGAACUCAAUGAAAGCGUUUUUGGCUCUACUGGUAAUGUUAACUACCCUAUUCCUGGACAUCAUUAUGCAUGGAACAAUUCCUAUCACCCUCAGGCUCCAGGAAUGAUAUGGCCAAACUCACCAUCAUUUGUUAACGGCCUUUCUUCAGCUCAUCCUAUUUCUGCGGCCCAUCCCUCAACGCGGGUUCAUGGACUUCCUAGAGCACCAUCUCAUAUGUUAAACCCAGCUUUAGCCAUACAUAACCAUCAUGUAGGGUCAGCACCAGUGGUUAAUCCGUCUCUCUGGGACAGGCGACGUGCAUAUGCAGGGGAAUCCCCUGAGGCAUCUGGAUUUCAUCCUGGCUCUCUUGGGAAUAUGAGAAUGUCAAAUAACUCACCACAUUCAAUGGAAUUUGUUUCUCAUAACAUGUUUCCCCAUGUUGGCGGAAACAGCAUGGACCUGCCAAUUUCCCACAAAAAUGUAGGACUCCAGACCCAUCAUCAGGGGUGCAUGAUGUUUCCUGGAAGAUGCCAGAUGAUUCCCGUUAUGAAUUCAUUUGAUCCGCCUACUGAACGUGCACGAAGUCGUAGAAAUGAAGGCAGUGUUAAUCAGGCUGACAAUAAGAAACAGUACGAACUUGAUAUUGACCGCAUAAUGCGAGGGGAUGACAACCGAACAACACUUAUGAUAAAGAACAUUCCUAACAAGUAUACUUCAAAGAUGCUAUUGUCUGCCAUUGAUGAACGCCAUCGAGGAACUUAUGAUUUCAUUUAUCUGCCAAUUGAUUUUAAGAACAAAUGCAAUGUGGGUUAUGCAUUCAUCAAUAUGACUGAUCCUAGGAUGAUCGUUCCAUUUUACCAGUCAUUCAAUGGGAAGAAAUGGGAGAAGUUCAAUAGUGAGAAGGUGGCAUCACUUGCAUAUGCCCGCAUUCAAGGAAAAGCUGCUCUGAUUGCACAUUUCCAGAAUUCAAGCUUGAUGAAUGAGGAUAAGCGAUGCCGUCCCAUUCUCUUCAAUACCGAUGGCCCAAAUGCUGGUGAUCAGGUGCCCUUCCCAAUGGGGGUUAAUGUUCGCACAAGACCUGGUAAAGCUCGAACAACCACCCAUGAGGAGAACCAUGUUGGAAGCCCACCAAGUUUCGGAGACGGGGAGCAUUCUUGCAAUGGAGAGACAACUACAGGUUCUGCUAAGGAGUCAGACUAA
Prunus armeniaca (apricot) is the source of this 3105-nucleotide messenger RNA. The record is from the annotation of a GenBank genome assembly. NCBI's taxonomy places the organism in Eukaryota, Viridiplantae, Streptophyta, Magnoliopsida, Rosales, Rosaceae.